UCCACACUCAAAAACAAAUGCCCAUUUUUCACACAUUCUCAUCUGUGUUUGCCAAAUAUUCCUUAAGUGAGUGAAAUUUCCCCGACAGCCCACAAUUUAUAUGUCUUGAAACUCUCAUUUCUAAGAAAUUGGGUUUUAAGGCAGCUAAAGGGUGUAAGCAUUUACACAUACAAAAAAUCAGCUCACCAAAUCGAACCAAUUGGGCCAAACCAUGCACGCCAAGAAACGCCUCGGCUUAUGCCUUAUAAUACUUUGCAACUAACACAGUCUCCAAUACAAAAUUAGUUCAUAUUCCAUUCCGUUGUGUUUCUUUUUUUUUUUCUCAUCCCUAAAGCAUGAACAACGUUACCACUACUAUGAGUUCCGAUGAAGGUGUCGCCGGGAACUUUGUUUCCCGGCGGUUGUUUUUCUUACAAUAUCUCCAUGUUUUGGAGUUUGUUGUUGCUGUUUUGGUCUUUGUUGUUAUCAAUUCGUUGAGGCAAAGACGACGUUAUGGACUGCCUGUAUGGCCAUUUCUCGGCAUGGUACCGUCGUUGGUGUCCGGUCUUCGGUCCGAUUUGUACGAGUGGAUUUCGGACAUACUUUGUGAACAAAAUGGGACGUUCAGGUUCAAAGGUCCAUGGUUUAGUAGUCUCAAUUGUGUGGUUACGGCUGAUCCUAGGAACCUUGAGCAUCUUCUUAAGUCCAAAUUCUCUGUUUUCCCUAAAGGGCCUUAUUUUCGUGACACCGUUCGAGAUCUUCUCGGUGACGGGAUAUUCAACGCCGACGACGAGACGUGGCAACGUCAAAGGAAAACGGCGAGCAUCGAGUUCCAUUCGGCGAAGUUUCGGCAAUUAACGACCGAGUCAUUGUUGGAACUCGUCCAUGCAAGGCUAUUGCCCGUGUUGGAAAAUGCAGUGAACCAAUCAAUCUCCAUUGAUCUUCAAGAUGUUCUUUUGAGAUUAACGUUCGAUAACGUUUGCAUGAUCGCCUUCGGCGUCGAUCCCGGGUGUCUCCGUCUCGGAUUACCGGAAAUACCGUUCGCCAAAGCGUUCGAAGACGCGACCGAGGCGACGUUGCUGCGGUUUGUCACCCCAACAUGCGUAUGGAAAACCAUGAGAUGCCUUGAUUUAGGCACUGAAAAGAAGCUGAAAAAGUCGAUAAAGGGCGUGGAUGAAUUCGCUGAAGAAGUUAUUAGGACAAGGAAAAAGGAACUGUCAUUACAAACCGAAGACAAAAAGCAGAGAUCAGAUUUGUUAACAGUGUUUAUGAGAUUGAAAGAUGAACAAGGGAAGCCAUUUUCCGACAAGUUCCUGCGUGAUAUUUGUGUUAACUUUAUACUUGCCGGAAGAGAUACGUCUUCAGUGGCGUUGAGCUGGUUUUUCUGGUUGCUUGAAAAGAACCCCGUGGUGGAGCAGAAAAUUCUUGCAGAGAUAUGUAAGAUUGUUAAUGAAAGAGACGAUAUGAAAAACGGCGCCGAUUUGAAGAGUCCAUUGAUAUUUAGACCAGAGGAGAUCAAGAAGAUGGAUUAUUUACAAGCUUCAUUAUCAGAGGCUCUAAGAUUGUACCCUUCUGUCCCUGUGGAUCACAAGGAGGUUGUUGAAGAUGAUACAUUUCCAGAUGGAACAUUGCUGAAGAAAGGGACAAAAGUUAUUUAUGCAAUCUAUGCAAUGGGGAGAAUGGAAGCCAUAUGGGGAAAAGACUGUAGGGAAUAUAAACCGGAGAGAUGGCUACGAGACGGCCGGUACAUGAGCGAAUCGGCUUACAAAUUCACCGCCUUCAACGGCGGUCCACGGCUGUGUUUAGGGAAAGAUUUUGCUUAUUAUCAAAUGAAGUUCGUGGCGGCCUCGAUCUUGUAUCGGUAUCGGGUGGAGGUGGUAAAAGGUCAUGUGGUUGUACCAAAGCUUGCCUUGACAAUGUACAUGAAGCAUGGGCUCAAAGUGAACUUAAUCAAGCGCCAUGAAUCAGAGCUUCAAGUUUACCUAAAGAACAAUGUUUGAUGAGAUGUCUCGGAUUUAAACCUUAUGUUAAUAGUUAUGUUUUCCUUAUUUUCAUUCACAUGGUAUUGGACCAUAUUGAUGAAGUAAGAACAAAAGAGAGAAGAUUUGUAUCAUUUAGAGUGGCAUUUGGAUAUGUUUAGGAUGAUAGAAUAAUGGGUUUUGCUUUCUUUUUUUAAUUUGGAUGUUUUAUCAUUUGGUUAUUAUUGAUCUAUGUUAAUAAAGCUAUUGUUUGAA
Molecule: messenger RNA, 2213 nt
Organism: Gossypium arboreum
Lineage: Eukaryota; Viridiplantae; Streptophyta; Magnoliopsida; Malvales; Malvaceae
Product: cytochrome P450 86B1-like
Exons: 2
Coding region: 336-1979 (547 amino acids)
Molecular function (GO): oxidoreductase activity, acting on paired donors, with incorporation or reduction of molecular oxygen; iron ion binding; monooxygenase activity
Source: RefSeq, a predicted model, not a curated record